Molecule: messenger RNA, 1058 nt
Organism: Ichthyophthirius multifiliis
Lineage: Eukaryota; Ciliophora; Oligohymenophorea; Hymenostomatida
Product: kinesin motor domain protein
Exons: 3
Source: RefSeq, a predicted model, not a curated record
AAUAUAAUAUGUAUUAAAGAAAUAAUCUUCGUAAAAUAAAUCAAAUAAUAAAGCCAUUUCUAAAAGCUGAAUUAGAAGGAUUAACAGUAUACAGUUUAUACAAUGUGUCUUAAUUGCUAAAACUAGAACUAGACCCAUUUAUAAGGCUAGAUUAUUUUAAUGCUAAGCUUCCAUCAGGAUUUCCUGAUCAUCCUCAUCGUGGAUUCGAAACUGUAACUUAUAUCAAAAGUGGAAUAUUUUUGUAUGAAGAUUUGUAAGGAAAUAAAGCAAACUUAGGUGCUGGAGAACUACAAUGGAUAAUAGCUGGAAAAGGAAUAGUUCAUGCCGAAAUUCCUGCUUCAUAUACUGAGAAUACAGUCGGUUUUUAAUUUUGGUUUAAUGUAGAUUCCAAAAAUAAGAUGUGUGAUCCUUUAUAUUAACGAUUUAGCUCCUAAUAAAUUCCUUUAGUGGAAAGUAAAGGAGCUCACGUAAAAAUACUUACGGGAGAAAGUUUAGGGAAAAAAGGGAUUGCUUAAACUAAAAAUCAAGCGAUUUUUUUAGAUGUAUCUCUAGACUAAAAUGCUCAUUUUAAUUAAUUAAUUCCUAAAGAAUUUUAAGGAAUGGCUUUUGUUUAUGAAGGAAGUGCUUUUUUUGGAGAAAACAAAAUUAAUGUAGAGUUGAAUUAAGGGGCAUUAAUUGAAAUUUAAGAUUAGGAAAUUCUAUAAGUUAUAGCAGGUGAAUAAGGCACGAAGUUUAUUCUUUUUGCUGCAAAACCGAUUAGGGAAGCAAUUUAUGGUUAGAGCCCAUUUGUCUUAGAUUCUUAAAAAAACUUAGAUUAGGCUUAUGAAGAUUAUUAAUAAGGCAAAAAUGGAUUUGAAGGAGCUUAAGAAUGGAAAUCGGAAAUUUAAUAAUUGAUUUUAAAAAAAUGAUAUUUAUAUAAAUAUAAAUAUUUUAUAAUUAUAUUCUUUUAAAUUCAUAAGUAAUUAUUAUAUAUAUAUAUUUUAUAUAUUUAUAAACAUUUUUUUUUUUUAAAUUAUUUAAUAUUUAAUAAUAAUUUAAAUAAUUUUUUUUUAUGAAUU